CAACAUUGACGGUCACACGUGGGUCAGUAAAUGAUUCGCAAGUAUGACUGGAUAUUUGUUAAGUGAAAAAUUAUUAUUCAUAUUCUAAAAAUUUAAAUAACGAAAAUGAAUAAAUGAAAAUUUCUUGAAUAUAAAAGAAUGUGGCCUCUCUCUUUGAACAGAAUCUGUACAUAUAAAUUUAAGAACAAUUUUAUACAGAAGUCAAAAAUCCUAUACAAAUGUUUAUCCUGGAAUUCUUUAAUUCUUUGGAAUAAAUUGAUGUCUACAUCAGAUUCAGAAAUAAUUAUGAACGUGUUUGACCGAGAAGCAAAGAGACUUCAGAGAAACAGAGCAGCUAUGGCUAAAGAUGUCGAAGUAUACGAUUAUUUAAAAGAAGAGAUUGGUUAUAGGAUUUCAGAUAGAGUUUUUGAUAUUAAAAGAAAAUUUGACGUAGCUGUCGAUUUAGGAUGCGGAAGAGGAUUUAUAGGGCCGCAUUUGAAUAAGGAUGUUAUCAAUUGUCUCAUACAAUUUGAUCUAUCAGACAAAUAUGUUGAACAAAGCAAAAUUUGUGAAGAAGUUAAAACAUUUAAAUUAAUUGCGGAUGUAGAAAUGUUAUCAUUUGGCAAUAACACAAUUGAUAUAUUUCUAAGUAGUUUAAGUUUACAUUGGGUGAACGAUUUGCCUGGAACAUUUCAUCAGAUUAAUUUUGCUUUAAAAAACGAUGGUGUUUUCGUUGCGUCUAUGUUUGGAGGCGACACGUUAUUUGAACUCAGAUGUUCCUUGCAACAAGCAGAAACUGAAAUCGAAGGUGGAUUUGCACCUCAUAUUUCACCAUUUACAGAUGUAAGAGAUUUAGGAAAUCUUUUAAAUAGAGCAGGAUUUACCAUGUUGACCAUAGAUAUUUUUAACUAUACAAUUAAUUAUUAUUCAUAACUUAACAUUUGAGAAUUAUACUAUUUAGGAAUGGCAGAAAACAAUUGUCUUUGGGCAAGAAAAGUUCAUCUACACAGAGCUACAAUCGAAAGAGCAAAACAGAUAUAUAACGAAAUGUACGGAAACGAGGACGGAACAAUACCCGCCACGUUUCAGAUUCUUUACAUGAUCGGUUGGAAACCACACGAAUCACAGGCUAAGCCGGCGAGAAGAGGUUCGGGAACGUUUUCUUUCAAGGAUUUGCAUAAAUUGGAAACCGUUGUCAAAAAAUCGGGCGAUAUUGACUUCCCUUCCAAAGAAUCUUAACGUAGAUAAAAUUGUAAAAAAUGUUUAUGUAGAUUAAUUUAAAACAAUCGCUAGUGUUUUUAACCACAGAAGAUGGGGAAGAAAUCCAGAUAGCAAAAUUGUAACACAAGCUCAAUUAGAUAUUAAAAUUAUGUAAAAUAGAAAUGACCAAGAAUGUGGACGACAUGAUAGAAUGCUUUGAUUUUACGUGUCAUUCAUCGCAUUCGUCUAAUGUACAAAUCAGAAAUUACAAGAAUUGUAGCAGAAGAGAUAGUUGUAUAUAAUAAAAAUUGCAAUCCCAUUUUGUAUCAUACGAAUUGUGGCUAAGAAAAUCGUAAAUAAUUGCCUUUAAAGACUUUCAAACCCAGAAUCCACAUAGUGAUAUGAUUUUUUUUAAAGUUGAUUUAAAGUAGCAUUCACAUUUGUAGACUGUCUCAGAAUGUUUUGCCCUCUGUAAUCCCAAGAGAUCUAAUAUUUCGAAAAGUAUAUUAUUUAAACUAGGCAUGACAAUAAUUUAUAUAUGGAAUUUCAUAUAUUUUAUUGUUCUUGCACCUCCCUGUAGCAUAUAAAUGCUACAGGGAGGUGCAAUAACAAUAAAACAUAAUCAUCAUUUGAAAGAAAAAGUGUAGAAAUUAGUCAAGUUGUAUUUGUUUAGCAACACUUAAUUGAUGCAAGCAUGGUAUAUAAAUGAUUUACUCGUUUCAAAGUUGGCAGUUUUUCUCUGGAAGAUGUGGAGCACUACGGAAGACCAUCUGUUAUUAAUAACGAUCAGAUAAAGACACUAGUCGACGAUAACCCGUGUUACAAUACUUGAGAGAUUGCUGAAAUCCUAAAAAUAUCAAAUAGCACCAUCUGUGAACAUUUAAAAUGUCUUGAUUCUGUCAGUUGCUACAAUGUUUGGGUAUCACAUGACUUAACAGAAAAGCAUUUGAUGGAUCAUCUUGAUAUGCAACUUGCUCUUAAAAUGUAAUGAAAAUGAGCUGUUUUUGGAGUGGAUAAUUACAGGGGAUUAAAAGUGGAUUCUACAUGAAAAAGAUCUUAGUGGAGGCUCAUCUCACUUUCUCUAUCUACUCCAAAAGCUGGAUUACUUCCAAAGAAAGUUAUGCUGUGUAUUUGGUGGAAGUGAAACAGGAUUGCUUAAUUUGUGAACUUCUAGCAAACAAUUAAACACUUAAUUCAGAUAAAUACUGCUCCCGGUUAGAUGAAUUAAAUGAAGAAAUUAAACAAAAAUGCUUGCAAUUUAUCAACAUUUGACAAGAAAGGUGUCAUUUUUUCAACCUAGACUGCAUUUGUCAACGAGCUGGCAAAAGUUAUUUGAACUUGGAUGAAAGGUUUCACCCCACUCACCCUAUUCACUGGACUUAGCACCCUCUAAUUACCAUUUGUUUCAGCCUUUGCAAAACGUUUUUAAUAGGAAAAAAUUAAGUACACUAAGA
Molecule: messenger RNA, 2633 nt
Organism: Centruroides sculpturatus (bark scorpion)
Lineage: Eukaryota; Metazoa; Arthropoda; Arachnida; Scorpiones; Buthidae
Product: arginine-hydroxylase NDUFAF5, mitochondrial-like
Exons: 13
Biological process (GO): mitochondrial respiratory chain complex I assembly
Cellular component (GO): mitochondrion
Molecular function (GO): S-adenosylmethionine-dependent methyltransferase activity
Source: RefSeq, a predicted model, not a curated record